AUGGGGAUGGAAGUCAAAACGCCAGGGGAGCUGGGACGUAUUGCCGGCGUAAUUCUCGGCGAAACAGGCGAACGAGAAUCAAGGCCAUAUGGGCAGAUAGCCGAUCAGCCAGUCAAUCAGUUCGAAAUCGAGUCACAGCGCAGGAAAACUGCGCAGAAACGAAGUCUCUCGGGCGAGAUAAUGCAUCAUGCCUCCGCCACAACCGGUCAGGCGGUGAUAACCGCACUGCUCACUGGUCACACUCAGUGUAUCACCGCUUCUCGCACGACUGACCGGUUGUUGCGCAAUCCAAUGUGGCCAGCCCCACUCGGAUUCGCUCCUGGAACAUCCUGGGCCGCUUUCCGUCGGCCGUCACAUUCUGUCGUCUUGGCUGGGAAUGAAGGAGGGCCGCAGGGCGAAGGGGAGUCGGGGGGAAGGACUGUCUCUUCCAGUUUGGUUCAUCGAGGGAAGACAAAACCAGCGUUGCUGGUGAUGGAGGAAGAGAGCGACCUUAUAUUCAAACGCGCAGAUGACGGGAUUGGGUGGUCUUGGCGCAAUUGCGUGAUCGCCUUGAGGAAUGAGGUGAUGCUCUCCGGCCUGAUUUGGCAGGCUGCCAUCUAUACUAGCCAUGUAUACGGAGUACCCAUUUCUAUCGAUAGCCGAUAA
This is a messenger RNA of Aspergillus niger, 645 nucleotides long. RefSeq lists its product as hypothetical. The record is from RefSeq and is a predicted model, not a curated record. NCBI's taxonomy places the organism in Eukaryota, Fungi, Ascomycota, Eurotiomycetes, Eurotiales, Aspergillaceae. The transcript is spliced from 3 exons. The coding region runs from base 1 to 645 and encodes 214 amino acids.